UUGAACAUCACGAUACAUACCGGAAAAAAAAAAUGCCAUCCUUUAUUCCCCAAAUCUUUGUUGGCAGCUGACUCCCUCCUAAAACCGUCCUUAUAAUACGCCGCGGUCUCUCUCUCAAUGCCUUUAUCAUGCUAACACAUCAGUCGAGAUCUCAAUCUCUUCCCACUUUUACUAACAGCUUUUGUUGCCUCUACCAAUACAUACACUGCCACAUAUAUCUGUAUAGAUCACGGAUCAGCCAUCGAGAGACAAAGAGUGAUGAAGAGGGGGCAGCAGAGGGCGGUGAAGGCAGGGCUGUGGAUGAUGGGGCUGUGCUUGGUGGGCUUCAUCAUCGGCCGCCCGCUCUACUGGCACCUCACCGAGGGCUUCUCCUCCGUGUCCAUCCGCCACCGCAAGUCCCUCUCCUGCCCUCUCUGUGACUGCGAUUGCUCCUCGCAGCCCCUUCUCUCCCUCAUGGAUGGCUUGAAUAACCAUAGCUUCACAGAUUGCAUGAAGCAUGACCCGGAGGUUAGCGAAGAGAUGGAGAAGAACUUCAUCGAUAUGCUGAAGGAGGAAGUGAAGCUACAAGAGGCUCAAGCCUUGGAGAACCAGCAGAAGGCUGACAUGAUGCUGUUGGAGGCCAAAAAGAUGACAUCGCAGUUCCAGAAGGAAGCUGAUAAAUGCAGCUCUGGCAUGGAGACAUGCGAGGAGGCGAGGGAGAAAUCUGAGUCCGCGCUCGAGGCUCAGCGGUCAUUGACAGCCAUGUGGGAGCUUAGGGCACGUCAAAGAGGAUGGAGGGAUGACUCCGAUGAAAGCAAUCAAUACUUACAGAAUAACUAGAUUUAUAUCAGUUCAACGAACAAUCUUACAUAAAUCUUUUUGUUUUUAUCAUUCUUUUAAUUACAAUUUUUAUAUGAAAUAUGUAAUGCACCAA
This is a messenger RNA of Punica granatum (pomegranate), 913 nucleotides long. The record is from RefSeq and is a predicted model, not a curated record. NCBI's taxonomy places the organism in Eukaryota, Viridiplantae, Streptophyta, Magnoliopsida, Myrtales, Lythraceae.